GAGGUUCAGAGGUUGGGUACGAAAGGAGGUUAGAAUUCGGAAACGUUUCUCUCACGAGGCCGAUUCCAUUGUGCUGGCGGCGUCGAUAUGGGGUACAAAAAGAGGUUAGGAUUCGGGACGUUUCUCACCGUGCUGAUCGUCCUGGCGGCGAUCUAUUACCGCAACAUCGACGACGUCCUGCAGAAACGACUGCUGGCUCUGUUGCACGGCCUCGAGAGGCUCGAGAGCAAGUACGUCAUCACCAGGAGGCCGAAAGUCGCCAUAGGUUAUGGCGUGUGCACCGACGUCUUCAUCGACGCGAGACACUUGCUGAGAUACUCGGAUGAGAUCGGCCGACCUGAACACUUCGACGAGAUCAACACCGAACUCGAACUGCUCAAGAGCUUCGCCUAUUAUUUUCGCCAUGGAGCCGCGGCCGAACGCUACAUGGCAAACAGAACUUUAUUCGACGAAUUGGUGUCGAAAGCACGCUCGUUUCCCUCGUCUUACUCGACAAUCGGAGGAAAUGCAGCAGUUAUGGCGAUGCGAUUCGCGCAGGAGGGAUGCGACGUGACUCUCGCGGCUAAAAUGACCAGAUCCUUACACCAGAUGUUUCCGCAGGUGAUAAAUAUAGUAGGCGGCGAGGUGAAACGCGAUGAUAUUCACCUCAUCAUGGAAUACAAGCACGGUGAAGUGUGGGGCCCUUAUUCCAGCGCGAGAGCAAACAGGUACAUCGUUCACAACGACGUGAAUAAUCCAAUGAUUAGCUCAUUCAAUGCCUUCGACAAAGUCCUGGGGACUUAUGAUCCCGAUUUGUUAGUAGUCGGCGGUCUCCAGAUGAUGGACAAUUAUCCAUUUCAAGAAGAUAAACGCAAGAAUCUGCUGAUGAACGUAAAGAAACAGAUGGUGGGACGUUCGAGCUCUACCAGAAUUCAUUUCGAGAUGGCCUCGUUUGCCGAGGAUAAAUUGCUCUUCGAGCUGUGCGACCUGGUGGUUCCCUUUGCCGAUAGUUUGGGAAUGAAUGAACAGGAGAUAGCGAAUCUGUACAAUACCAUGUAUUAUGGUAAUAUCUCAUUAGUGGCCAACUCGACUCCGCGUGUCGCAACGGUGUUAGAUCAAAUGAGAACGUUGUUCAAACUCGUACGUCUGAGAGGCAAGUCGAUCGCAAAUUCUAGAGAGCUCACGAGAAUUCACGUGCACACGCUGGCGUACCAGGCCAUAUUCACCGUCAAGGAUUCCGUUUGGAAGAAUACUAUGGCCGCUGUGGCUAAAGCAUCGCUGACUGCACAUAGACACGUAUGUGCAUCGAGUAAUGUCGAUGUGAAGAAAGCGACGCUGAUCAUGGACGACAGUUUUUCGACGUCUAUCGUUGACGGUACUCGAAUAGCAUUGAACAUCGACAAGCCGGUAUCUUGUUGGGACGAGAUACUGAAGGUGGAGCAGGAAGAUAUUUCUAUUCAUGUGUGCGUCGCUCCCGUGUUGGUUUGCACGCAAGCUAGUCAGACUGCAGGCGGCGGGGACAACAUUUCCAGCGCAGGCCUAGUACUUCAAAUCUAAAUGGAUUCAUCGAUACGACGGGAUCGUUUUACUACACCGCCGUGUUCGCAUUACGAAUUAAUAGCUCUCAUUCAUCUGCAUACACGUAGACGACGAACAGAAAACCUAAAGUAGGCCUUUAAUCACGUUUGUAGCACGUGAGAAUCUACAUUGGUUUUUACAUUCCAUUUGAAUUCAAGAAAGAUAGAGACUGGGCACAUAGGACUAAUUACGAAUUGCUAAACUAUAUAAAGCACGAUUUAAUCCUUUUAUGCACUCGGGUGCGUUUUAUCGAAUUGUGACGCUUUGCCUAAUAUACGAUUAUCGAUAAUGAUUUGGUACUAUUGUCAAUGUUCGCGAACAUUGCAUUGUUAUUCUCGCAUUUAUAGACUAAUUUUAAUCGAAAGUUCAUUCCGAUAUUAUAUUACGUAAGCUAAUCGAUGCUGUGGUAGAAUUAAGCGUUUUUACAAGAACACUAUUAACGAAAUCGAAAAUCGUGAGAUUUCCUGAGUACUGAAAACUUGAGUAGAAAUGAAUAUUCAACAAUUAAAUAGUGCCAUGUGAUCAAUAUUUCAAUAGCGAUAGUUUCAACACAAUUUCGCAGCAAUAGAUUCGUAAUCAUCAUAUAUAUUAACUUUGAAAAGCAGAGGCAAUGUGAUAUUAUCUUUAGGAAUCGAUCAUAAGACUAAACUUAAAAGAAACAGAGACAGAGUGGUCCUUUAAAAAAAGAAAAAGAAUUAUUUAAUCUCGGGAAAUGUCGCAAUGUUAAAUGUUUUCAAUAUUACGAUUUUACAUUCCACUGUUCAAGUCUGUUAUCCUUAUAUAAAAAGUCGACGUGAACAUUUCUUUUACAUUUGAGUGUAUUGUACAUAUACAGCGUAAGCUUGAAAGUUACGGACAUUUGCAAUAUCAAAGAUAUACAUUAUACAAUAUCAAUGUUGAUACACAAUA
Molecule: messenger RNA, 2466 nt
Organism: Temnothorax curvispinosus
Lineage: Eukaryota; Metazoa; Arthropoda; Insecta; Hymenoptera; Formicidae
Product: ADP-dependent glucokinase
Exons: 5
Coding region: 88-1536 (482 amino acids)
Biological process (GO): glucose metabolic process
Cellular component (GO): endoplasmic reticulum
Molecular function (GO): ADP-specific glucokinase activity
Source: RefSeq, a predicted model, not a curated record